ACAUUAUUGUAGUUUAUUUAAUCUACUGGCAACAUAUUGCACGCUUAUUUUUAGAGAUUUUAAAAAAAUAAGUAUCACCAUUGACUCAAAAAACCCACCCCUCCACCCUGGCGGGGUCGCUAGAAGCAAUCCUCAUUAUUUUUUCGUGCACGGCAACAGACGCACGCAUCCGUUUACCGUUACGAAAAAACCAUAGACAUUAUAACCUCAAUUUUCACUCUUGGUCGGCGUGGUUAGAUCGCAAAGCAAAAAUAUGGCGGCGAUCAUGACCAAACGCAAGCGGCAAGAGAAGAUAGAACACUAUCAAAGAAAAUUGAGAAAGUAUGCUGGUUUAAGGUUUUCAUCGUCUUCAUCAGAUGAGAACUCGGAAGUCGAGGAGUUCUUCGACCGAGAAGUACUGGUUAUCCCUGACGACGAUGGCCAAGGCGCGGACGCGCCUAGCAUCGAUGAGGCUCCAGAGGCUGUUCCGGGAGAUGGUUCCCCUGCGCCCGUCACGCUCGACGCAACACCGGUUCCCGAAACGGCAGUUGUACCGGAUUUGGAUCCAGAAAUCGUCACCGCACUUGGUGAAGCAACAGAUGACAAACCUAAAUUCGGAGAAAAAAUCCACGAAAAAUUGGCAUCGCUUUGGCUACCGCUACUGCGGAAAGGUUUGGCCUCAGAGGCAAAAGAAAAAUUAAAGAAUGAAUACUUCAUUCCAGAGAACUGCACCCUAUUACAGGCACCAAAGCUAAACCCGGAAAUCUCCGCAGCUAUUACAGAGAUGGUUCGCAAUAGGGAUAAGAAGUUGGAGGCCAGCCAACAACAGCUUGGGCUGGGAAUUACAGCGGUGAAUCGAAGUCUAUCGAUCCUACUCACAUCCGAUGACAAAGUCACAGCAAUAAAGUUGUUAAGUGACAGUUGCCGGAUCCUGUCUGAUCUACAUUUUGGAGAGACCCAAACCCGCAUAAAAUUGAUAACCCCAGGGCUAGCCAGACCUUUCCUGAAUGUCAUCCAAGAUGAGGAAAGGGAUGAGUUACUUUUCGGAAGCAAGCUUGCAGAGAAAAUCAAAGCCUCAAAGGCUAUUGAAAAACAGGGGUUGCAAAUUAAGAAACCCGUACCUGCUGUUAAGAAUACACCAGCCUCCUCAAGCUCUACCCCCGUCCUACGAAAUCAGUACCAGUUCCAGGGAAACUGGGUAGGACCCACACGUUACCAGUCCAACAGGAACGGGCGGGGAGGUCACAGGAAAGCUACAGCGGCUCGCAAACAAGUUCCGAACCCACAAGCAAAGCCGGCGGGCCAGGCCAAGACUCGUGCUGCCACUCAACAAUAAGCCAGGUACCCCAUGCAGGACGAAUCAGGUCCUUUUAUGACUGCUGGUGCAAAAUAACUUCAAAUGAAGUUAUUUUGACCUGGCUGAAAGAGGGUUACUCUAUCCCCUUCGAAAGUCAAGUCUUUCAGGAUUUUGUUCCCAAAAUAAAUUGGUCUGCUUCAGAAAGAGCCGACAUGAUGGUGGCUAUUCAAAAUUUACUGCAGUUAGGUGCUGUUACACCUUGCGCUGAGGAAGAAGACCAGUUUAUUUCUAGAACUUUUUUAGCCCCAAAAUCUAAUGGGGGCAAACGCUUUAUUCUUAAUUUAGAAAAAUUAAAUAAAUUUGUAUCCAAGGAUCAUUUUAAAAUGGAAGAUCAUCGAACAGCUUCAAAAUUAAUUCCAUAUUGUGGUUAUAUGGCCACGGUAGAUUUAAAAGAAGCAUAUUUAUUGAUUCCGAUGGCGGCUCACUGCCGAAAAUAUCUUCGCUUCCAUUUUGAAAACGAAAACUCAGAUUUACUAACCUAUGAGUUCACGGCCUUACCGUAUGGGCUUUCUUUGGCUCCGAGAACCUUCACAAAAAUUAUGAGAGAGGUUAUCACCUACCUAAGAGGUAAAGGCCAUAAAUCUGUGUUUUUCUUGGAUGACAUCUUAUGUAUUGGGGAUAGUUACGAUGAAUGCUUGUUGAAUGUCAAACAAACCAUCAAACUAUUAGAAUGUCUAGGCUUUGUGAUAAAUUAUCAAAAGAGUAUUUUGGAACCCCAGCAAAACUGCCGUUACCUAGGCUUCAUGUUUAAUUCAGUGGAUAUGAACUAUCUUUACCCACUGAAAAACGUGAAAAAAUCUGUCCUUGUUAAAAAAUUUUCGGCACUCCCUUCCUGUACAAUUAGGGAAUUUUCGCAACUCAUAGGAGUUCUUAUCGCCGCUUGCCCUGCAGCCAAGUAUGGGUGGCUUUACACGAGAAUAUUAGAAAGACAGAAAUUUCUAACUUUGCAACGGGAUGCAAACUAUGACAGUAAAAUAAUAUUACCAAAGGUUAUUCUAAAAGAUCUGACUUGGUGGAAAGAUAACAUAUCUUUAUGCUCACAAUCUCUGGUACCUAUCACCUAUUCUCUCGAGAUAUUUUCUGAUGCAUCUCGGACUGGUUGGGGAGCGUUCUCGAAUAAUCUCCGAGCGCACGGAGCUUGGAGAUCAGAAGAAAGAUCUUUCCACAUAAAUCAGCUCGAACUCUUGGCGGUUUUUCUGGCUUUAAAAUAUUUCGCACAAGAUAGGCGUGAUUGCUCUAUAUUACUGCGUAUAGAUAAUACGACGGCAAUCAGCUAUGUCAAUCGCAUGGGUGGCGUUCAGUUCCCUCACCUCAACGACCUCUCGAGGCAAAUUUGGCAAUGGUGCGAGGAGCGGAAUCUAUGGAUUUUCGCCUCUUAUAUAAAUACUAGAGACAAUACCGAGGCUGAUCGAGAAUCUCGGAAAAUAAAUCUCGAUACAGAAUGGGAAUUGUCAGAGGAAGCGUUUCAGCGCAUAAUAAAAAGAUUUGGACAUCCAGAAAUUGAUCUUUUCGCAUCCCGCGCCAAUGCAAAAUGUCUUAAUUAUGUGUCAUGGGGAAGGGACCCAGACGCGAUUGCCAUAGACGCCUUUACCUUAUGUUGGAGUCAUAGUUUCUUUUAUAUGUUUCCUCCUUUUUCGGUUAUAUUGAAAUGCUUGCAAAAGAUAAUUCAUGAGAAAGCCUCUGGAAUUUUUGUUUUCCCUGUCUGGCCAUCUCAACCGUGGUACCCCCGGUUAAUGUCAUUAUUACAAUCGGAUAUAAUUUAUAUGAGUCCUGAGGAACAUAAAGUCUGCUCUGAUUUCAGGACAAGGAGCCCGUUCCACAGGCGACUUACCCUGGGUGCAGCGCUGCUCUCCGGCUAGCUUACCGGAGACGCGGCAUACCAGAAACUUCUUGGGAUUUAAUGCUAGCAUCCCUGUCCAAGAAUACCAUGCAGCAAUAUAAUGUAACACUAAAAUUGUGGUGGGCAUUUUGCUCAAACCUUGGUAAAGACGUAUUUGACAACUCAACAUCUUUAGUUAUUGGUUUUUUAACUGAUCAGUUUAAUAAGGGAGCGUCCUACGGGUCUAUUAACAGCCACAGGUCUGCUCUAUCUCUUUUCCUCGGAGAUAACAUUGGAAAGGAUGAACAUAUAAAAAGAUUACUUAAAGGUGUAUAUAAAUCCAGACCAAAUUUGCCAAAAUAUACACACACUUGGAAUCCCAAAUUAGUGUUGGAUCAUAUUGCUCAAUGGUACCCAAACUCGACUAUUUCCUUAGAACAAAUUACUAAGAAACUAGUUGUUUUGUUAGCGCUAUGCACAGCGCAUCGCGUACAGACCUUCUCUUUGAUUAAAUGGCAAAACAUUCAUUUUUGCCACAAUGGGGUAAAAAUAAUUAUAACAGAUAUAAUUAAGACCUCAGCUAUAGGUAGAGAGCAACCUAUUUUGUUCCUCCCAUUUUUUGAGGAAAAACCAGAAAUUUGUGCGGCUUCAGUUCUUAGGGAAUAUCUUUCUGUAACAAGAACUAUAAGACCUCAGAAUUCUGAUCGCCUCUUAAUCACUGUAAAGCGUCCCUAUAGAGACGCAACAGCACAGUCGAUAAGCAGGUGGAUAAAGGCAGUUCUGGCAGAUAGUGGCAUAGAUGUGACAAUAUUCAGUGCUCACAGCACACGACACGCUGCUACAUCUACAGCUGCAUUGAAGGGAGUAAAUAUUGAUCUCAUUAGAAAGACGGCCGGCUGGUCCUCUACAUCUCUAACCUUUGCCAGGUUCUAUAAUCGUCAGGUGAUUGACGAAACUAUAUUUGCAAGAUCAGUGUGUAAUCUGUAAUUAAUUAAUGACAAAAUUUAAUAAAUCAUGUUAUGAAUA
Molecule: messenger RNA, 4181 nt
Organism: Leguminivora glycinivorella
Lineage: Eukaryota; Metazoa; Arthropoda; Insecta; Lepidoptera; Tortricidae
Exons: 2
Coding region: 254-1315 (353 amino acids)
Source: RefSeq, a predicted model, not a curated record